UAUAAAGUUAAUUAAAAUAUGACCUGUCCUCUGCACUGGAAACGCAAACUGCCCCACUGUGAACAAAACGUUCAUGAAAUGCCAUUAGGACACUAGACAUAAUUGUCCCUGAAUGCAAAUGUGUUACUACGUUUGUCUUUGUCCAUGUUGCUCUCUCUCUAUAUUUUCACCUGUGAUUCGUCGCUCAUCAUCUCUUCUUAUUACUCAAUCCACCCCACCGACGACUCGCCCAUUCAGAUCAGAAGAAGGGGCAGUUCGAGGAGACGUUAAGAGUAGCAGACUGUGUCAGAUCAGCCAAGAGGAAGCUCACAUGCUAAGAUAAGUCAACAGAAAUAUUUGAAUAAAGCUUUGAUUGUUGGUUUAUUUUCAGUGGACUGUAAUGCCAAAUAAUAUCAUCCACCUUAACAAGCUGCUUUACCAAACAGGAAAACUGGCCAUCUGUCGUGGGGCCCGUGACCACUUGGUCUUCUGAGGCCUGAGGCGGCGGCUUGAGGAAAGAGCCUAAUGCAGCGAUGCCUUGUUUUCACCAAGUGUUCGCCGCCCCUGGAAUCUACAUCGGAUCAAAAAUAGUCAACAGGUAACGUGAGAGUUGUAGUUUUUCAUAAAAUGCACAAGGAAAUGAAUGAUACAUGAUAACCCAAAGCAAAAAAAAAUAAUGAAGACAGAGAUGGAGCGAGCAAUAAAGUUUAGUUAGUUGAAGCAGAUUGUUGUUGAUAAUGUCCAUGGUUGAAUUAGGAUCAAUUAGGGGAGGGGCAGAUGUGCAGAAUCAUGGUUGACCCCAGGGCUUAAAAGAGACAAUCCAAUUUUCCUCAACAAAUGUAAUACCAUUAGAACGGAUAAAAACAGACAACUCACAAGGGAGGAGUGUCUUAAAAACCAGGGAAAGGGACGAGACAGAGAGAGACAGAGCAGUUGUUGAGAAGAAAGAGACAACACCCACCAGGGCUUAAGAACUCGAAGACCGGAAAGAUCAGUGAAACUCAAAUUUGACAGAAAACAGAAAAAGUGCCUGGAAGGAUAGAAAAGAAUAACCCACCUCACCUUACCACUACGAGGGAAAUACUCCGUCUACGGUGGCCUGGAAGGAGAGCGGAGCUGAAAAGACAAAACCAGCGGCGAAGACUUUUUUUUCUUCUUUUUACUGAAAGACAAAAAUUAAUCUGCGACUGAUAGAGGUCAUUUAGGCGAUGAGAAUCUGCAAUAAGCACCUCCGCCUUCAGGACGUCACCAUCAUGUACUUCACAGCCCUGGCUGCCCUGAUGGUCAUCUUGGUGGCUUCGUACCAGGCGCCCUCCAACGCUGUCCAGGUGUCCGGCCUUACAUCGAAGCCCUCCAGCCCUCUGCCACAGCUUCCCAUGCCCUUCCGCGUGCCCCUCGACCCACACGGGGAUCUCCAGCUGGCCUGGAACAUCAGCUACGCCGACCAGGAGGUCUACAUGGAGCUGAGGGUGGCGGACCUCAAGCACGGCGUGGUUCUGGGGAUGUCCGACCGCGGGGAGCUGACCAACGCCGACCUGGUGGUGCUCUGGGACUCUGGAAAGAAAAGCUUCUUCGGGGAUGCGUGGAGCGACAACGAGGGUCACGUUUCUUUGGACAGCCAACAGGACUACGAGUUGAUAGAAGCUGAACACAAAAGGGACGGAUUCCACCUGCUUUUCAAGAGACCGUUCAGUACCUGUGAUCCCAGGGACUACCUAAUAGAGGAGGGAACUGUGCACAUCAUUUAUGGAUUUCUGGACAAACCACUUGCCUCACUGGAUAAGCUGAACCUGUCCCGGAUCCAAACAGGGGUUCAGAGAGUGCUGAUGCUGCGCCCCGACACGCCGUCACCCACCCUGCCUCCAGAUGUGCAGACGCUCGACGUAGUGGCGCCAAACGUCGUCAUCCCGAAUCAAGAGACCACCUACUGGUGCUUCAUACAGGCGCUGCCUGAAAACAUGCCAAAGAACCACAUUGUUAUGUAUGAGUCAGUGAUAACUCCAGGUAACGAGGCCAUCGUGCAUCACAUGGAAGUGUUCGAAUGCUCUCCGGAUGUCCGAGACGUUCCACAGUACAGCGGCUCCUGUGAUGACAAGAUGAGGCCGGGCAAGCUCAACUUCUGCCGACAUGUGCUCGCCGCAUGGGCUAUGGGUGCUGAGGCUUUUUACUACCCUCCUGAUGCAGGGAUGCCUAUGGGUGGACCAGGUUCCUCCAGGUUCCUUCGUCUGGAGGUCCAUUACCACAACCCUCUCCUUAUUUCUGGCCGUCGGGACUCAUCGGGGAUACGGUUGCAUCACAGCUUGAGUCUGCGGCGGUACGAUGCAGGGAUCAUGGAGCUGGGCCUUGUUUACACUCCCAUCAUGGCUAUCCCACCCAAACAACACACCUUCUACCUCAAUGGAUAUUGCACCUCCAAGUGUACACAGACUGCUUUACCUCCAGGAGGAAUCCAUGUAUUUGCAUCCCAGCUGCACACCCACCUGGCGGGGCGCGGGGUGAGGACAGUGUUGGUGAGGGGGGGCAAAGAGCUGGAGGUGAUACAGGAGGACCAGCACUUCAGCACCCACUACCAGACCAUCAGAGUUCUUAAGAAAAUGGCAAAUAUUUUACCCGGUGAUGUUCUCAUAACAAAGUGUACUUACAACACAGAAGAUAGGAGCACGCCUACAGUGGGAGGUUUUGGCAUCAUGGAGGAAAUGUGUGUUAACUACAUUCACUACUACCCUCGAACUAAGCUGGAGCUCUGCAAGAGCCACGUUGAACCAGAAUACCUGCAGAAAUACUUUAGCUUCAUUAACAGGUUCCACGGAAACGACCAGUGCGUGUGUGGUGAGGUCGGCGUGACGGAGCAGUAUUCUCAGCUACAGUGGGAUGCGUUCACCGGAGAAGUGCUGGACUCCCUUUAUAACACAGCCCCCAUCUCCAUGCACUGCAACCAGUCCAGUGCACGUCUCUUUCCUGGAGAGUGGGACAAGCAGCCCGUACCGGUGGUCACAUCCAUCCUUGAAAAACCCCGCUACCCGUGUGAGAGGAGGAGGAGGGUCGCAUCCCACCAGCCGACCCCUUACACCCGGGUCCUGAGUGGACGAGGGGGGGCAUCGGGGCCCCAGAGGACCCCUCACCUGCUGAUGUUAAGGAAGCUCCAUGUCAGUUUGCAGAAUCGAGUGCUGUUGUAUCUUUCUUUGGGGUUAAAAUUUGUUGUGUUUUGGGGUUUCUGACAACCGCUGCAGUUUUAUGCUUGUAGCCUCCGUCUGUGAUUAUGAGUAAACAGAAAGGAAUGAUAAUUCUAUUUAUUCGUCUAGUUUCAAAGCAUUGGACAUGGACUUGAGAGCGGGGAUUGGCAUUCGACAAAUAAAAGUCAACUUUUACUGUG
Messenger RNA from Pungitius pungitius (ninespine stickleback), 3352 nucleotides. RefSeq names its product dopamine beta-hydroxylase (dopamine beta-monooxygenase) (gene dbh). Gene Ontology annotation, cellular component: secretory granule membrane. Gene Ontology annotation, molecular function: dopamine beta-monooxygenase activity; copper ion binding. NCBI's taxonomy places the organism in Eukaryota, Metazoa, Chordata, Actinopteri, Perciformes, Gasterosteidae. Gene Ontology annotation, biological process: octopamine biosynthetic process; norepinephrine biosynthetic process; dopamine catabolic process. The record is from RefSeq and is a predicted model, not a curated record.